GACACCAAGUUAAGUGUUGUGAAUUAGCCGAUCCAACUGCAGUGAAACUUAGUAGACGUAUAGACAACAGCCAGGUUGGAGAGACGUUUUCUACAAUAUUUUUGUUUGAAGAAAAUCAAGAUGACCAUACGGUAUUGUCUGUGAUUGGUAGACAAUGCUUAACUCCAGUAACAAGAUUUAAUGAAAUGAACAUACCUGAAGAAAAGUCUGGAACACAUGAAAUAUCAGAUAGUGACUUCGGGUUUGCAGAAGAUGAUUUAGAAUCCUAUGAAUCAACGCUUACGACUGAAAUAAGCAAAACAUGCAACACACAACAUAUACCAGAACGUAAUAACACACUACCAAAGCAAACUGAACGAAAACAUUUGCGAAGAUUAUCUACUCAAGAGGAGUUCAUAAAUUCCAUCGAUGAUAGCGAUACCGCAUCCGAUCGCUCCUCAGGAGAAUAUGUAGAUGUUCUAUUAGACAGAGAGGAAACACCGCCAUUACCAGAACGGACCUACAUUGACCCUCCUAUUGCACAAGAUGAUAUUCAGUCUAAAUAUGAUACUUAUGUAUCAGGUACAGAGCCGAUCAUAGCCGACGAAGGAGACAAUACAAAAUCCGAAAUCAGCAAUAAAGAACCAGAAAAACAAUCAGAGGUACCAAGUAUAAGUCGGCCAGAGGGUGAUCUCAGAUCCAUUACAAUGAUUGAGCUUGGAAAUCUGCUUAAAAAUGUUAAGCUUGGUAAAUUUGCCGAAAUAUGCUGUGAGGAACAAGUUGAUGGCGAUAUUUUCAUGGACAUGACUGAUGAAAUCCUGAAAGAGGAACCGUUUAGUUUGAAUCGGUUUCAAAUUUUGAAAGUGACAAAAUUAAAGGCUGGAUGGAAUCCGAAAUAAGAACAAUGACAUUUUUCAUUAUAUCUCUCAUAUCUUCUUGGUAGAGUUUGUGUGCACAAAUGGAAUUAAACAUGUGUACAAUAUGUUGCUAUCUGCUUUC
Molecule: messenger RNA, 978 nt
Organism: Mytilus trossulus (common blue mussel)
Lineage: Eukaryota; Metazoa; Mollusca; Bivalvia; Mytilida; Mytilidae
Exons: 2
Coding region: 186-878 (230 amino acids)
Source: RefSeq, a predicted model, not a curated record